AGAGAGAAGAGAGAAGAGAGAAGAGAGAAGAGAGAGGAGAGAGAACCAAAGAACAAAUAAUAGUGAAGCAGAAGGUGUCUGUGGCUCUGUGGGAGUGAUUGGGAUUUGGCCAUUUGGGUGUCGUCGUCCCAGCAUUUCUUUCUGGUAGUGGGGUUGUCCCCAGGUUGAGGAUCACUCUGAACUCUGCAUGUGCACUUGUUGAAUAGUUUUUAUUUUUGGGCUCUCAGAGUCUUUAGUUUUUCUUAUAAGUAAUCUCUGAAAUGAUGGAGAGAAAAUAAACUCGAUCCGCUUCCUACCCAACUGACUUUCAGGUUAUAUAGUCGGGAUUUGAUGAGGAUUUCCAGUGUUUGUUAAGGAUUCUUUGAUUGGUUCUCCUCUUUCUCCUUCCCAUCUUCUCAUUUCUUCCUUUCCUCUUGUACUUUGCUGUGGCAUUUCAGGGAAUUUUGUUCUGUUCCCAAUGAAUAUUUCUAUCCUCUGUUUCUGAGAGAGCUUGUUGGGUUUCGGAUUUGUUUUCCUCAUUUUUCCUGGGUUGUUGUCUUUGGGGAUCUCUUUCUUUCUCUCCGACAUGUGGGUUUUUAUUCUUUGCCCCCUCAACAAAAGCAUCUGUUUGUUGCUUCCUUUUGAUCUCUGUUCCUGAUUCUUGAGAGACGGGUUUGUGUUGGAAAGCGGCCAUGCGAGGAGAACAGAAUGUGUCUUUUAAUGGUUCUCUGCUUCACGUGACCUUAUCCACAUAAGUAGGCCUUUCGAUGUCUUUGUUUUUGAAAUCGCUUUACUAUGAAUGGCUGAUGGGUACAAGGGUCCCUUGCUAGAUAGACGGUAGAUCCUCUUACCAUUUUAGUAAGAUGGAAUCUGGUAAUGACUUCUACUCAGUCGACGAGUUCCGUUUGGAUGCCAAGUGGCUGAUCGAUCCCAAACAUCUAUUUGUUGGACCAAGAAUUGGAGAGGGAGCUCAUGCCAAAGUAUACGAAGGAAAAUAUAAAAACCAGAAUGUUGCUAUUAAAAUUGUCCAUAGAGGCGAGACCCCUGAGGAGAUUGCUAAGAGAGAAGCACGGUUUGCAAGAGAGGUUGCAAUGUUGUCCAAAGUUCAGCACAAAAACUUAGUUAAGUUUAUUGGGGCUUGUAAGGAGCCUGUUAUGGUGGUUGUAACUGAGCUUUUGUUGGGAGGUUCAUUGCGUAAGUAUCUGCUGAACAUGCGGCCCAGGUGCUUGGACACACGUGUAGCAGUUGGUUUCGCACUUGAUAUUGCUCGGGCAAUGGAGUGCUUGCACUUACAUGGCAUUAUUCACCGUGAUCUGAAACCGGAAAACUUGAUAUUAACUGUAGACCACAAAACAGUAAAACUUGUGGACUUUGGUUUAGCAAGGGAGGAGUCAUUAACAGAGAUGAUGACUGCUGAAACAGGAACAUACCGAUGGAUGGCACCAGAGUUGUAUAGUACGGUGACACUGAGGCAUGGGGAGAAGAAGCAUUAUAACCACAAGGUGGAUGCGUACAGCUUCGCAAUUGUCUUGUGGGAACUAUUACACAACAAGUUGCCAUUCGAAGGCAUGUCAAACCUGCAGGCAGCCUAUGCAGCCGCUUUUAAAAAUACGAGGCCCAGUGCAGAAAACCUGCCUGAGGACUUGGCGCUUAUUCUGACUUCGUGCUGGACAGAGGACCCCAAUGCCCGGCCGAACUUCAGUCAAAUAGUGCAGAUGCUACUCCGUUAUCUCUCAACCAUUUCACCACCAGAGCCUGUGAUCCCAUCCCGCAUUUUCAAUUCUGAAAAUGCUGUCCUUCCACCGGAGUCUCCAGGUACAAGCUCUUUGAUGGCAGUACAGGAUGGCUUAGGAGAAACCCCAAAAGCCAAGAUGGAAGACAAGUCAAGAGGUAUCUUUUUCUGCUUCAAUCAGUGUUGCUGAUCCCCCGAUGAAAAAGGCAGCGCCUCCUUUCUGUGAGGAUACCAGCCUGCAUCUUGAGGGGCUUAAUGAAUUAGAUUCUAAUUAAUCCCAGUGAAUACAUCUAGAAGAGUGUAGAUUAUCCGUCUCAGGAAGUAUCUGAGAUAUGUAGCCAAGAUAAAAAGUGCUUUGUAGCCUUUGGUAGUGGUGAAUUUACAUAAUUGUAAGUGAUCCUAAUUAACUCCGACUACUGUGAACAUUCUUCUGAUCUGAUAGAUGAUUAUGCAGCAAUCAAAAUCUAAUUUUGAUC
Macadamia integrifolia is the source of this 2187-nucleotide messenger RNA. RefSeq names its product serine/threonine-protein kinase STY13-like. Gene Ontology annotation, biological process: signal transduction; protein phosphorylation. Lineage: Eukaryota; Viridiplantae; Streptophyta; Magnoliopsida; Proteales; Proteaceae. Gene Ontology annotation, cellular component: cytoplasm. The transcript has 7 exons. The record is from RefSeq and is a predicted model, not a curated record. Bases 843 to 1901 code for a protein of 352 amino acids. Gene Ontology annotation, molecular function: protein kinase activity; ATP binding.